Messenger RNA from Helianthus annuus (common sunflower), 1200 nucleotides. Its product is annotated as D-galacturonate reductase-like. NCBI's taxonomy places the organism in Eukaryota, Viridiplantae, Streptophyta, Magnoliopsida, Asterales, Asteraceae. Gene Ontology annotation, cellular component: cytosol. The record is from RefSeq and is a predicted model, not a curated record. The transcript has 4 exons. Bases 62 to 1042 code for a protein of 326 amino acids. Gene Ontology annotation, molecular function: aldose reductase (NADPH) activity.
GCACAAGAUCACUUCCUCUCAAAAAUCAGUAUCAAACCUCUUAGAAGAAACACCAAUAACGAUGGUGAUUACUAUUCCGGAGAUGAUGAUAACCUCUUCCGAAGGUCCCCGUCCCGUUCCCGUGAUUGCAAUGGGUACUGCAGUGGAAUCAGUCAUCACAGGCAUUGAAGUGGUGACACCAUCAACUCUGAUUGAAGCCAUUAAGGUCGGCUAUCGUCACUUUGACACAGCAGCCGUAUACCAAACCGAGAAAUCCGUAGGGGAAGCCAUUGCAGAAGCUCUCCAGUCGGGACUCAUAAAGUCCCGAUUGGGGUUAUUUAUUACCACCAAGUUGUGGUGUAACUCGUGUGACCGCCAUCUUGUUGUACCUGCCAUCAAGCAAAGUCUUAAGAAUCUGGGACUAGAGUAUGUCGAUCUGUAUCUUAUACAUUGGCCACUCAAACUUAAUAUCCAAGAUGAUUUUAAAGGCAACGUUCCGAGCGAGGGCAUAGCCGCGAUCGAUAUGAAAGCAGUAUGGGAAGGAAUGGAGGAGUGUCAAACUCUUGGACUCACCAAAUCCAUUGGUGUCAGCAAUUUCUCUUCUAAAAGGAUCGAACAAAUUCUUUCAUUUGCCAAGAUCCCUCCGGCUGUCAACCAGAUUGAGAUGAACCCACAUUGGCAACAGAAAAAAAUCAUUGAGUUUUGCAAAGUGAAUGGCAUCCUUGUAACUGCUUACUCCCCAUUAGGAGGGGCUGGCAAUAACGUAUUGGGACAUGAUCGUGUCAUGAAAUGUCAUGUUCUUCAAGACAUUGCCAAGUCUCGAGGGAAGACAUUGGCUCAGAUUUCUUUAAGGUGGUUGUAUGAGCAAGGUGUAAGUAUAGCAGUAAAGAGCUUCAACACAGAAAGGAUGAAGCAAAACCUUGACAUCUUUGACUGGACGUUGACUGAGGAGGAAUUAUACAAAAUUGACCAGAUUCCUCAGCGUAGACAUUUUUAUUUAAUUGGAACAAUGGUGACUGAGCAUAACGAUAUAAUGGCUGAGAUUGAUGCGGAGCUUGAUUGAAGAAUUGAUUUCAUUAGCAAAAGCUAGCAGAUGUUCAAGAUUAUUUAUUCUUAUGAUAUCACCACUUUGUUUGUAUGCUUAUCUACAGAUCAUUAUUUACAGAAGUAUAUUACAAUAUAUUCGAUAACUUGCAACAAUGUGAUAACUUUUGAUUGGUU